UGCUAUCUCAAGGCUGCCAGCGUCAGAAUAUAUCGACAAGGGAGGGCCAAUCGAACUGCGGAUGCAUGCCACGCCGACCGGCUGCGUCUCGCCCACCCUUUUGGAAACUUGUUGAGAUGAAAGACAAGAAAUUAUCAUCGUCCCUGUCUCGCGUCGAACCAUCUUCCUGCCCAGACACCCGCCCAGCUCCUCACUUCCCAUCUCUUUGCUUUGCCCGUGUUUUGAUUUCAUUCGCAAUCCUUGAAUCUCCUCUCCACAGCUGUCAAUACCGACCCUAUCGGCACCCCCGUCCAACUCCGCCUUCGGACCCCGCCAACGCCCGCUUGCGGCUGCAUUGCCUCUCGAAGCUCAGCGCCAAUUAUAUCCCCCCCACGUUUAUCCACUGAGUGACCGAAGGACCCGGAAAGCGCUUGUGUGCUUCUUGUCUGCUCUGUACUGCGCGGUGCUUGACCAGAGUGCUCUAAAGCAUUCUUGCGUUGACACGAAUAAGGAAAGCCGACGGUCGAACUUGGUAUUCUUCCCGGUUAAUGUAGGACCCGAUUCGUGCGAGGUUAUGGAGAGCGCGUGGCUCGAACCUCAUACCAGCUAGCCUUUUGCCUAGAAAUGUCACAAGGUACAGUACUUCGGGGGUAGCAAUCCGUCAGAAGUUGAAGAGCAAAUCUGCAACGGGCCUCCACUGAAGAUCCGAACAGGGUGACAAGACUGCGAAGUACAAGUCUUCGAUGCUCUUCAACAAACAAGCAAAUCCGAACAUCAUGGUCAUGCAGACAUAGUUCAUACAUCAUGAUGCUGCUCUAUCAAAGGGU
This is a messenger RNA of Aureobasidium subglaciale EXF-2481, 806 nucleotides long. RefSeq lists its product as uncharacterized. The record is from RefSeq and is a predicted model, not a curated record. The coding region runs from base 66 to 386 and encodes 106 amino acids. The transcript has a single exon. NCBI's taxonomy places the organism in Eukaryota, Fungi, Ascomycota, Dothideomycetes, Dothideales, Saccotheciaceae.